Molecule: messenger RNA, 4423 nt
Organism: Branchiostoma floridae (Florida lancelet)
Lineage: Eukaryota; Metazoa; Chordata; Leptocardii; Amphioxiformes; Branchiostomatidae
Product: leucine-rich repeat-containing protein 49-like
Exons: 20
Coding region: 166-2787 (873 amino acids)
Molecular function (GO): protein binding
Source: RefSeq, a predicted model, not a curated record
AACUAGUGUUGGCGUUACGAUGCGUUUAGACAAAAUGGCGGCGAAUUCCUGUCUCCAAGAACGCCCGACAACAUGACGAGCAUCGCGCCAAAAUAUAAUCCCCGCUCGAUAUACCAGUCCGAUCAACGGGGAAACAAAGUCCCCUAAAUCCCAACUCUCAUAGGAAUGUACCACCCAAACAAGCUGCGGAACCGUAGUGUCCUAGCGACCAGAGACGUCAGUAAUUUCGGGCUCAGUGUACAAGCUGCUGGCAGUGGACCGAAUGAGAGACAGGGACACAGACAGGGUGCAGACUUCCGCGUUGUUCGCGAGGCUCCCAGCGCGCACACGUAUCGAGCCACAGACCUGGUACAGCCGGCUCACCUGAACCAGAGACCAGGGGCUACUGAGGACCUGACUAUAACUAGUGACCUACUAUCGCCUGGCGCGGCCCGCGGCACCACCCCUCCGCUACAGAAGGACCAGCGCGGGAACAGGCAGGUCCACACGCCCUCCACGGCGUACGUGUCCGAGCUCAGCUUCAACUCAGGGCCGCAGCGGAACCAACAUCAUCAACAACAACAACAACAACAGCAGCAACAGGAUCCCAUGAAAGAUGAGAUGAGCUCCCACAAUGCCCGGCACACCCAGUCAGCUGGGGCCCUGUCGUCACGGCAACAGAAGGGAAACUACCUGCCAGGUGACAGGGUCAUCUUUGCGGAGAGCCCCUCUGCACCAGGGAUCCCCAUUGUGUACAGGACACAGGAGGAGAGGGCCAGCAACCCGGACAGACUCAACUUAGAUAGGAGACGGCUGACAGUCUGUCCCAUCUUGGAGGGGGAGGAACACCUGAGACUACUCAACCUUCAGCACAACCUCAUCUCUAAGAUCCAGCACCUGUCCAACCUCAGGAGACUCAUCUUCCUGGACCUGUAUGAUAAUCAGAUAGAGGAGAUCACAGGCCUGGCUGCUCUCAAGUCCCUCAGGGUACUUAUGCUGGGCAAAAAUAGAAUCAAGAAAAUUGCUAACCUGGAUAAUCUUCAAAAACUGGAUGUCUUAGAUCUCCAUGGAAACCUGAUCAGUAAGAUUGAGAACCUGCAGCACCUGAGUGAACUGAGAGUACUGAACCUGGCAGGGAACAGUAUCAUCCAUGUGGAGAACCUCAGUGGCAUGGACUCACUCGCUGAGCUCAACCUGCGCAGGAACCAGAUCGUCAAUGUGACAGAGGUAGACACCCUGCCCAGCAUACAGAGACUUUUCCUCAGCUUCAACAAUAUAUCCAGCUUUGAUGACAUAGCGUGUCUGGGCGAGUCUGCGUCCCUGUCGGAGGUGUCGUUGGACGGAAACCCACUGGCACAGGAGGCCUUCUACAAACAAACCAUCCUCAAACACAUGGUGCAGCUCAGGCAGCUGGACAUGAGGAGAAUAUCGGAAGAGGAGAGGCGAAUAGCAGCAGUGAUGGCUCGGAAAGAGGAAGAGAAGAAGAGAGAGACCAACAAAAUGGCCAUCAUCAAGGAGAAUAGAAAGUUGGCUAUCCGCAAUGCUGCUAGACAAUGGCAGAUGACACAAUUGCCUGCCUUGUCAAAAUCUUCACGCUUCCACCCCGACAACCAGCCUCCUGAGAAGAGGAGGCUCGCGAUCAACAACGCAGCCAGGAACUGGGAGGCGAACCAGUCCGCCGCCCUGUCGAAGAUAGGUCGCUUCCAACCUUUGCCACAGAAGGACGCGGUCAGGAAGAGGGGCAGCCAACCGGAGGAUGAGGAAAACAGGAACCUCCCGCCAAACUGGCAGGACACGUCAUCAAAAAGCAGUCAGGAUAGCCUCUCUGGGGAUGCCUGGGUCGCAGGGGAAGGGGCAGAGGGCAGAGGUGAAAGGACAACAUCCCAGUCCUCCUACAGGAGUGAGUCACAGACAUCUGUCAGGUCUACAGACAGACCAAGGAGUCCAGACAGUAUUUCCAAUGACAUUGGUCAGUCCCACCUGGCGGAGCUGGAGGGGGAGGUGCUGCACCUGUACGGGGCGGGCGCGCUGGACUCGCUGGACAGGAACUGGGGCAUCCAGGCCGCCGGCUCCGUCACCGCAGUGUCCUUCCACUUCAUCGACUUCGACCACAUCUCCAGGCAGCUGCACAAGAUCCGCAACAGGUUCCCUAAUGUGCAGACAUUGAUAUUCAAUGAGACCAACAUCAGUAACCUGCAGCAGUUCAACACCCUGGCCUCGCUGCGACGGCUGGACAACCUGACGCUGGUGCCGGAGGGCAACCCCGUGACUCAGUUCACCCUCUGGAAGCAGUACGUGCUGUUCCGCCUCGCGCACUUCUCUCUCAGGAAAAUCAACGACACAGAGGUGACUAACUCAGACAUGGUGAAUGCAGAGAAGAUGUUUGGUACCCUGUCCCACAUCACCACCUCCCAGCUUCCACAGUCCAGACUACUCACUCUGCUGGGAGAGACAAGGAGAAAGAAGCUCGGCAUGGUGAACGAACGGUUCAGGAAGUCGGAAGGUGAGGAUGGGAAGAGCGAGCGAGCGUCGGAGUCGGUCGGACGGGCCGGCCUGCAGUACAUGUGUGAGGACCUGGCCAAGGACAAACUCAAGGAGCAGACAUCCAGGACCAAGUUCUCCCACUCGUACAUCAAGGAGCUGACUAAAGAAGCCACCAUGGGGAACAAGAAGCAGCAGGCUGUUCAGCAGGUGUGGCAGUACCUGUUCAGGGAGAUGGUGCAGAAGUGUGUCCAUGACAUGACAGACUCCCACAGAUACAUGAGGGAACUCAUGGACGACUUCGAGGGGAAGAAACAACAAAGUUGAUAACCUACAUUAACAUCUAUCUGACAGGUUACAUAGAUUGCUGCUUUCCUCAACGAAAGUAAUCAUCAUCAUUACUAAAGUAAUGCUUACUAAAAGUAACAUUAGUUCACCUUUAUUCGUGGGGUAACCUAUAUCCGUUGUUUUUAAAAGAAGGUAUUUUGGGAUAUGAAGUGGACAGUGGUUUUAAAUUGCAACAAUCUUAGUUUGUAAGAAAAAUAUUAGAAAUAUUGCAGUCGACUUGAAAAACCUUACUAUCCAGUUUCUUUCACAACAACGGAUAUAGGUUACCCGCGAAUAAAGGUGAAUUAGCGUUAUGUCUGAGCCAAGGUUUUACAUCCAAACUGACAAAUAUAUAUCUUUACAAAGUCUUAUGUAUCAGAGACAUAUGCAAAUCAUACCAUCAUAUCAAACUUGUAUGUUCAAAAUGUUUGUCUGUUUCCUUUAUAACACAGUCCUAGAACACAUUGGACAAGAUAUAAGAGGUACAGAUUAAGUGGAAUGGUUCCUUCAGAUAUAAAAAGAGUUUAUUUUUUCCAUUCUUCAUUUAGGUAAGGUAUCAAACUGUUGCAUUCAAGCAAACCUUGUCUCUCUUUCCAUGUAUGGUCGUUAAGUUGAAGUACCUCGAUCACGUACCCAUGUUUUAAUGGGUUACAGUGCUCAUAGAAUUCUUGGCUCUACGACAGACAUAACUAUGCAAGUCUUUUAUAGAGUUGUAAAUAUUCUACACUUCUCUCUCUCUUAUAUAACCAUUAGGAAUGUAUUACGUCCUUAGACGAGAUAAGUUACUGUAAAUGCAUUUAAGUUUGCGGUGUUUUCAUGUUCGCAGCUUGCAGUGGAGGUUUUAGUUAAAGACGCUAAAAAAAAGUUUUUGUUCUGUCUUCUGACUGCCUACCCACUUGUACAUGUGCUACAUGUACACACUAUACAUGUGUUGGCCGGCAACAAUUUAGUCUGCUCGUAUAUGUAGCACCUAUGGCUUUGCUCAAGUGCUAGUUGGUUGUUUUCAACUGUCUGUCUGUGUUUUCACUACUGUACGCAUAGAACUAUGGACUAUAUGACUGUAGCACUAUUGCAAAGUCAAAACAACCAUGAUCACCCUACCUUCUCCUUACCGCAAAAUUUAAAUCACUGCAAACUUAAAGGCAUUUACAGUAGUUAUUUGACCACUGCACCAUUCAGGGAUUAACAGUAAGAUAGAUAUUAGUAUACUGUAGUUAAGGACGUUUUUAAAACCUCCUUCAUAAUAUGUGCAUUUUGCACUUGUGAUAUACCACAGAUUCACAAUGUGAUCUUUGAUAUCUUUAAAAUUGAUAAAUGACAAUUGCUGCUAAUAUAUGGUGGAACAUGUAUAUAAUAUGAUAUAAGAUAUGUGACGUGCAGUGGUAACUUUAUAAGUGUUAUGAAGGAAACAAUACUGAUAUGUCAGCAAUAUCCAUAUUGAUGUUACAUUAUGAAUUUCAUACAAGUACACACUCAGUAUUCUUUGCUAUCAUAUCAAUAUUUUGUUUUUUGCAAUCCAUUUGAAAUUAUUGCUUUUACAGUGAGUGCUGGGAAAGUUGUAAAAAUUCGUUUUCACAGCAUGCCUAGCAUGAACCAUAUUUCCCAUCUGGUUUAAUAAAAUAUGAUUUGAAAUCAA